This is a messenger RNA of Xiphophorus couchianus (Monterrey platyfish), 792 nucleotides long. RefSeq names its product transmembrane protein 26. Lineage: Eukaryota; Metazoa; Chordata; Actinopteri; Cyprinodontiformes; Poeciliidae. The transcript is spliced from 5 exons. The record is from RefSeq and is a predicted model, not a curated record. Bases 1 to 792 code for a protein of 263 amino acids.
AUGUGUCGCCUCUUGAACAUCUUCCUGGCUCUGCUGAGUCGUUUCCUGUUCGCUGCCCAUGGAGUUGUUACGGUGUGGCAAGUGGUGACCGUUAAAGGGGAGCCCCUCUACUGGCUGCUGCUUUCAGGUGUUGCCCUGCUGAGCGUGGAAAUGGCCCUCACCCUCAAAUGCACCCGCAAUGCAGAGUGGAAAUGGUUCUCCCCUAUGGUUUUCCUCUACCUCAGUACUGUCAUCCCAUCCAUUUGGUUUCUGGAGCUGAGCCUAUUACAGUCCAAGUUGCCCGUCAACGAUUCCUCCAGCCAUGAGCUUCAUUUGCUGGCCCACAUCCCCAUCACAGUGGACAUUGAAGAACUUGGACCAGAGAACUGGGUGGCAGGACUGGAGCAGACUAUGCUUAUUGUGCUGGUUCUGGGCCGCUGGCUGAUGCCCAAAGGGGACAUGUCACGGGACCAGCUCUCUCAGCUCCUCAUGGUAUAUGUUGGACUGGGUGCUGACAUCCUAGACAUCUUUGAUACUUUCAAGGAACCUGAAGUCAAAGGCAACCGGGUGGUCAUCAUCGUAGGCCUUGCUCUCUUCUCUUGGGCGCUCAUGCAGUUUCCACUGGUUCUCACCCAGACGCGAGCCUCUCAGGAAGAGCAAGUCCAGAACCAGCUGAUGAUUUUCUUCACCUGCAAGAACUUACUUAUUGUCCUUUUGGAGCUUUACAGAAUCUUCGUGGUGCAGUUUGAACAGCAGUGUCGAGGCAGGCGGCGGCUGAAGAGCGCCAAAGGCAGCGAGUUUCAAUUCAAUUAG